Messenger RNA from Papilio polytes (common Mormon), 3105 nucleotides. RefSeq lists its product as uncharacterized. The record is from RefSeq and is a predicted model, not a curated record. NCBI's taxonomy places the organism in Eukaryota, Metazoa, Arthropoda, Insecta, Lepidoptera, Papilionidae. The transcript is spliced from 11 exons. The coding region runs from base 197 to 2209 and encodes 670 amino acids.
GACGUGUCGUUUGUAAUUCGCGUACUCACGUUAACACGCUCGUAGACGCUCUACCUUUAAUCCAAUUUACAUUAACAAUGACAAGUCAACGACCUGAUUAAUUCAAAUGGACAUGUUUUAAUAAUUAUGUGGUCGAUUGUUUUUCCUGUGUAGUGUUUUUGUGGAAAAUGUUGAAGGUGGAGGUGAUUUCGGAAAAAUGUUGAAGGAAUCCCGCGUACGCACGCACGUUGGAUUUCUUAUUUUCAUUUAUUAUGUUUUCGCCGUUAAUGGAUAUAUAGAAAUAGUUGAAGAACAAAAAUGUCACAAUAGUAAGAUACGGCUAACAUGUCGUGAUUUGGACUCUCACAUCGCUGUUCUAGAAGCUUGGUAUACAUCAAUACAAGAUUACCAAGCAAACUCGAACGUAACUCAAACAGAAGACAAUAUAAGAACAGAGAACGAUACAGAACUAGACAAAGUAUAUGUGUACGCUAGUCCACUACACAAUGGUGUUUACGAAAUAGUUAAUCAAACAGUUUCCGAUAAUGUAACGGUUUUUGAAAAUACCAGUGAAAGUGAUUUGAGAAAUGUUUACGGUUUAAAUGAUACGGUAGAUGUUUUAAUGGAGUUUUUUAACGCGAGUGAAAUGUGCAGUGUACUUACAUAUACAAGAAGAUAUUCGAGUUUGGAUAUCAGUAAAAGACGAGACCCAAUCGUUAAAGGUUCUGCUGUAAAUUUGCAAGCGCCGUUAGAAAAUCGAUGCAACGGGGCCAGCCACUGUAGCUUCAUUCUGAAGAAAACUCAUCCUCCGGCGGCGGACUGGCCGCACGGCAUCGUGCAUGUCAAAUAUUCUUGCCUUGAUGAAAUCGUAGAAGAACAACGUUGCUAUGACAGCGAGAUACGUCUCACAUGUCGAGAACUUGACAGCCAUAUUGCGAUUUUAGAAGCUUGGUAUACAUCCUUGGAGGACUAUAACCAGGAUGUGAAUACGUCAGAAAACUAUACUGUGAAAACCGAAAACGACUCAGAGUUAGAUCGAGUGUAUGUGUAUUCUAGUCCUAAACACAACGGUGUGUACGAACUGAAGAAUCAUUCAUUCGAAGUGAAUGUGAAUGAGAACGAUACAUUCAGUGAGGUGAAUGAAACAAUGAGUACAGUGGAUAUGAGGAUUGAAUUUGUGAACGGUAGUGAUGUGUGCAACUUGUUGUCGUAUACGAGAAGCUACGCGAGCUGGCACGAUGGUGGCAGACGACGGCGACCUCUAGCGAGGGCAACGUCAAUCAACCUGCGGCCACCACUCAGCUAUCGGUGUACGGGAGUCAACCACUGCAAUUUCCUGCUGGAAGAAGACUACCCACCAGCGGUGGCUUGGCCACCUGGAGUGGUGUCUAUUAAAUACGCUUGCUUUGAUGACUCUUUAGCAGUACAUUACUGCAACCGGGAGGUGUUCGUUGCGGCGUCGGGUCCAGACAGCGAAGGCUACAUACGGACACCAGGGUACCCGCACUUCUACGUAGGAGACGAGUGCCGGUGGCGGCUCAAAGCUGAUCCUGAACAACGCAUCCGAAUCUCUCUACUGGAUGUUAGCUUAAGAAGUAUUGGUCCAUUCGAAGAACAGUGUACAGAUUUCGUGUCUGUGGUUGACUCGAAUGGAGAGUCGCUACUGUCCACUUGUGAACAGGUGGAUUUGCCUCUGAGGUUGACUUCCACGACGAAUGCCUUAGAGGUUAUAGUAGAAGCAAAAUCUCAAGGCGCCUUUCCAAAGAGAGGCGUUUUGCUACAUUAUAAGAGUUUGGGAUGUGUGACGUUACCAGCGCCAUCUGAUGGAUACCUGGUGUACCGCAAUGAAGAUGUUGCGCAUUACAUGUGCAAUGUGAACUUUGUUUUCGUGGAUACGCAACAGAGGGCGCUGAUGCUAUGGUGCUUUGAAGAUAAUAGAUGGAAUGGGACAGUCCCUUUAUGUAUAGAAGAGACGACUAUAAAGGUCGUCGGGAACGAUUCAACUGCGGAAGGUCCAGAUAAAGAUACAAAACUGCCGCACAACGAGGCUAACAUGAUAGUCGACAUCGUGAUCCCGUCGCUGUUGAUAGCGGCGCUGUUUAUCGGCAACGCUUUCAUCGUGCUCAUCAUAUACAAAUACAGGAAACGAAAAACUGAAGACUUGGAAGAUGAGUUUAACACCAUUCCAUUGACCGUCAACGGAAUGCACAGCGCGGGGAACGCUGUGUGAAGAGGAUAUUAUGCGGUUGUUGCUUGCAAUUUAGUUAAUUCAAUAAUUACAAUUAGAUUAACAUCAGUAACAACAGUAGGACGUAGAUGUAUGUAUACAAAAAAAAAUCUUUGGACACAACACCGUAUCAAAUAGUACGAAGCUGUUUUUUUUUUUCUUCACAUCAUUUACAAAUCUAAAAAGAAAAUUAGGUAGAAAUAGGUAAAAAAGUUGGAAUAAUUUGCUGGUAGUUGAACAAUGUAAAUAGACUGUUUUCAUUUAUAAUGUAAGCAACAUCCGCAAAAAGAUGUAGACACACCAAGCUUAAAUCGUCCUCUCUUAGAUCGUCUGUGUCUGCUGUUAGGGCCCAUUCACACUAAAAGCGCGUUAUCAGUCAUUACUGCAAAUAAAUUGAAUAAUCAUUGGUACUUUCAUAUCCAUUUUUAAAUUUAAAAAAUCUCAGAUUAUAACAGGUUGAGAAUUUUUUGUUUAUGAUGGCUUGGAUUAUCUUUUACUAUAUGACGCGACUUAAUAACCAUUGCAGUCUUUUUAAUUUUAUCUCUGUUAUACCAAAGACAAUCAUGCCAAAGCGGAAGAAUAUUUUAAUUGCACCAAAGCGCUCGCGAAUUUAAUGUGAAUGUGGCCUUAUUUCUAAGUUACCUUAUUUAUUUGUUAAUAGUUACCGCAUUUAAAACAGUGACUAAAUAAUUUAAAACGAUUAUUAGGCGUUAAGUAUGGACUGAUAAUGAUAUGAAAUACUCGGUAAAGUCGCUGAUUCCUUCGCAGGUGUGGCACAGCCCUUAUUUGUCAGUCGUAAUGAGUUGCCUCUCAUUUGGCUUUCUUUUUAAAAAAUUGUUGACUUUUUGUAUUUGGUAAAUACUGUAUAGAUUCUGUAAUGAAUAAAGCACUAUCUUUAA